This is a messenger RNA of Mercenaria mercenaria, 9272 nucleotides long. RefSeq lists its product as uncharacterized. Gene Ontology annotation, biological process: signal transduction. The coding region runs from base 133 to 2709 and encodes 858 amino acids. The transcript has 13 exons. NCBI's taxonomy places the organism in Eukaryota, Metazoa, Mollusca, Bivalvia, Venerida, Veneridae. The record is from RefSeq and is a predicted model, not a curated record.
GAUCACCUGUCUUCAUGGUAAACAAACAACAACAACAACACAAAGUGAAAAUAUUUUCAUAUUAUUUGUUUUAAGACGAGUGGCGAUAUCUUUGGUGACAACAAGGACAUAAGUGGUACACUACCAGCCAGGAUGUCUGACCUCCAGGGUCGACCAGAAGAUGUGAUAGAACUGUGGACACGCAGUGGACCAUGCAAGAUUGAGUUACUCUCUGGAGAUUUAACGCGACUCUCUAGAGAUGACAUGGUGGAUAUCAUCAUUGUCUCUGCAUUUCCUGGUGACUAUGCAGCGAUGUCUGGUACUGUUAUUGGUGCACUAAAACGCAAUCUGGGCAUAAACGUAAUGCAACUGUCCCAGAACAAGGAACUGGAUCUGAGAGCUCUGUUCUCAUGUUGGCUGUCAAAACCCAUUGAGGCAGGUACAGCUCCAUACAAGAAACUUCUGUGCUUUGAAAGGAGGAUGGGUGCACCAUUGCCUGUUCCAGCACAGAUAAGUGAAAUGUUCCGAGUGUUUGUGCCGGUGUUCAAUAACCAAGACCAUACUGUAAUAACACCGCUCCUUGCUACUGGACAUCAGGGAUAUGAUAAAACAAUGGUGUGUGGAACAAUGGUAGAGGCAGCUGUAAAGUGGAUUAAUGCUGGUCUGCCACUCAGAAAAUUUAAAAUUGUCAUUUAUGAGGGAAUAAGUAAAGAUGUAGAAACAAUGUUUACUGCUCUCAAAAAGAAAUACAUGGCAAAGAACGAAAAAAUGAAGAGCAGGAUAUUUACCAAACAGUUUGACGUGUUUGUCAUGUUCAAUCCAAAAGACCAAGUGUACAUGCAGAAAGUGAAACAGAAUCUCGAGGAGAAAAAGACUGACAUUAAGUUAUAUGUUAACAACACACAUUUCAACAAAAAUAAAGUCUGGCAGGACGGUAUAUUUAAAAUAAUGGUAGCUUGUAAAAGAGUAGUAGCUAUCUUAUCCCCAGCAUUUAUGGAGAGUUCUGAGUGUUUAGAGCAGUACAAUAUGGCAAUGUGUUGUAAUAGGCUUCUAGGUAUAGACGUACUUGCUCCUCUCUAUGUGGACACAAUUAACAGUCUGCCAUCAUACAUGGGACUUGUACAGUGGAUAGAUUGCAGAGUGCGGAAAGAAAGUGACACAACAGAUGGUAAGAUACAGUCUGCAUGUGGUAACAUCAUCCUGGCUAUUGAACAACAUGGUGACAACAAAACACCAAUGCCACCUUCUGCUGACACAAAUAAUGAACAGCAAAAUGACAAGUUUGAGUUUGAUGUGUUUAUUUCAUACUCUCACAAGAACCCUGUCCAUGCGGAGACAUUGUUAGAGACUUUCAACAAGAUCGAUCCAGACUUGAAAGUGUUUUAUGAUAGAAGUGCUUUGACAACAGGUACAAAUUGGCAAAACAUGUUGUAUCAAAGUGUUGGUGAAUGUAGAUGUUUUAUUGCCUUACUGUCAUCUACGUAUCUGUCUUCAACUGUAUGUAUGGAGGAAUUCAACCUAGCUUUAGCCAGAUACUUGUGCAAGGACAAAGAUCUGAUGUUGAUACCAGUGUGUAUUGAAGAGCUUAAAAAUGUCCCAUCACAUAUAUCAACAGUACAGAUGACAGAAGCAUUUACAGACUUCAAUCAGUCAGCCUCACAGCUUGCUACAUCUGUAGUGGAAUGGCUCAAACUCACAUCUGAAAAAAGACCUUCAAUGUAUACAGUACAGGAUGCUGUAGAUAUAGGAAGUAUAAUAUCUGCACAGCGAUCUGAAGAUGUUAGGCAACAAUACAGACUGGUAACCAACAAGGAGGAGAAACGCUUUGAAAGGAUCAAACCAGUCGUUAUACCUUCAGAGGACAUUGAUGAAAUACGUUCCAAUUUAAAAAGGUGUACAUCACAUGCGGUCAGGAAAGUUUGCUUUCCCUUCACUGCAAGAAAAAUUGUAAUAUUUGUUUCACAAGAUUUUCUUAGAAAUGAAAAUCACAUGCAGGAAUUGCACCUUGCACUGAACAGACAAAGACCUCUAAUGGAAAACGUUCUCUACCUCAUUCUGACAACACCUCUGACUGGACGGCCUUUCUUUCCAAGGAUAUUGCCAUACAAUGUUUCAUGCACUGAUACUAUAUGGAAAGAGUUGGAAAAAGAUUUCAUCGGAAAGACUCAUGACCAUGACGUAACAAAAGUGGCGGUGUUUGGGAAAAGACGAAUUCUCGAGCAUGCGACAACAUUCUUCUGCAGGCGUGCUGAAUAUUUUGCAAUGACAAAAGCUGUGGAUGAUGUUCUGGAAUCCUUUCUGAAACAGAGGGAUGAGAAGCAGAAGCUGGGUCCUAUGUUGCUGAAUGUGAAAGCAAUAGAAAAUAUGUCUGAUUCAGCAAUAGAAUCAAGUAUGAGGGUUACAACUGGCCAUACCUCAAAGUCAGAGUCAGAAGUGAAAGUUGAAAAUAACAAACAAUCUGAGAACAACACAGCUGGCAAUGUCAGGAAUGAGCCAAGUACAAAAACUAAUCCUAGUGAGAAAGGUGAAAAGGAACAUUCAUCUGUGAACAACUUGACUAAUAAUACUGACAAUGAUGUGAAAUCAAAGGAAAAUAAAUUUGAGUUAAAGAGAGACCAAAUUUCACCUUCUCCAACUGGACUGAAAUCAACUGAAAAAGUGGACAAAUCUGCUGAGAAUGGAGGCAGUAGACCCAGCAAAGGCACAAGCAAAUCAUGCAUCUUGUUAUGAGACCAUGUGAUUAUGUUGUUUCUUAUUCAAUCAAAUUUAAGUUAUUCUCUUAUUAUUUUACACUGUUGAUCAUACAUAAUUAUGUUAUUAUAACAUGCCUUCAUAUGUAGGAAUUUCUUUUUAAGCGUCCUGCAAAUGGUAGUCUUAGGACAUGAUCGCUCAUAAUUGAUUAUUCUUUGUCCUUGCAUAUAAAAAUUGCAGCGUCUGUUCAUUCCUUUGUCCCGAAUUCAUGUCUAGUCUGAAACUUUGUCAUCUAUCAAGGGAUAUUACUUAGCACAAACGUUUCCCAUAAUGAGACGAUGUGUCAUGUGCAGACACGGACCCCUAGCUCAAAGGUCAAGGUCACCCUUGGAGGUCAAAGGUCAACAGGACUUUUUUUUCCUGUCCAGUCUGUAACUCAACCAUCUAUGUAGGGAUUUCAACAUUACUGGGCACAAAUGUUCCCCACAAUGAGACGAUAUGUCUUGCGCAAAACCCAGCACUGUAGCUCAAAGGUCAAGAUUAUACUUGGGUGACAAAGGUCAGUAGUGAUUUUUUUCUUGUCCGGUCCAUAACACCAUUCUUGAAGGGAUUUUUGUAUUACUUGGCACAAAUGUAUCCAAUAAUAAGAUGACAUGUUAUGCAAACACCCAUACCCCUAGCCCAAAGGUCAAGGUCACACUCGUAGAUCAAAGGAAAUAGGUUCUUUUCCUGUCUGGUCUAUAAGUAUGUCAUCAUUUAAGCAAUUUUAAUAUUACAUGGCUCAAAUGUACCCCAUAAUGAGGUGACAUGUCAUGCGCAAUACACAGAUCCCUUGCACAAACGUCAAGGUCACACUUGGAGGUCAAACAUCAGUAGUGUUUUUUACAUGUCCUUCAAAUAAAUAAUAAUGAGAGGUUGUGUCAUGCACAACAUCCAGAUCCCUAACUCAAAGGUGGAGGUCGUUAUUGAAGGUCAGAGUUCAAUAGGGUUUUUUCCUUCCUGGUCCAUAACUCUGCGUACCAUUGAUGGGAUUUUAAUGUUUUCCAGAAUAAGACAACUUGUCAUGCACAACACCAAGACCCCUAGUUAAGAGAUAAAGGUCACAUUCUGAGGUCAAAGAUUAGUACGUUUUCCCCUGCCCAGUCCAUAACAUAUAGGUUAUAAAAAAAUUUACCAAACAUUAACCACGCAUUUAUGUAUCAGUGAAUACUUCCAUUCAAACAAAGCAGUAUGGGGAUAUGCACUUUUUCGAAUGUAGUUUCAUGUUAUUUGUUAGAAGUGGUAAAUAAAAAGGAAAACACACUUUAGGUGAGAUUCAGUGAGUUCUAGGCAGUGUUCUAGGCAGUGUUUAUUUGUGAAAAUGUUGCAUAAUAGAAGGAAUUCAGCUGUGAUUAAGCAGCAUUGAACCAAGGUAAACUCCAUGGUGGUGUCUUUCCUUGACUAUUUUUUGUUCCCCCACCCCAUUCUCCGUUUGUCUGUACGUACGUCCGAAUUUGUGUCGUUCAUAUCUUAAAAAGUAUUUGACCAAGAAUCAUCAAACUUCACAGGAUUGUUAUUCAGCAUGGGAAGUUGUGCACCAGGGGUUUCCAUUUGGAUCUCACACAGCCAGACCAGAGUUAAGGCCCUAGACUUAGUCAAAAAUAUGUGUAAAAAGGGCCUAGUUUGUGUCGCAUGUAUCUCAAAUAUUUUUGACUAAGUGUUAUGAAAUGUUACAGGAAUAUUAUUCAGCAUGUGAAUUUGUGCAUCUGGGGUUUGUCAGAGUUAUGGCCCUUGACUUAGUCAAAAUAUGCAUAAAAAGGCAUAAAAGUUUUGUCACACAUAUCUCAAAAAGUAUUUGACUUAGGGUCAUGAAACAUCAAAGGGAUACUAUUCAGCAUGUGAAGUUGUGCACCUGGGACUUUGUUCCGGAUUUCUGACAGUCCAACCAGAGUCAUGGCUUCUUGAUUUUCAAAUAUAUGCAUAAAUGGGGUACAAGUUUGUGUUGCAUGUAUCUCAAAAAGUAUUGGACUUAGAUUCAUAAAACAUAAGGGGAUUAUAAUAUAGGGUGUGAAGUUAUGCACUUUGUGUUCUGUUUGGGAAUUCACUCAACCAUACUGGAGUUAUGGUCCUUGACUUAGUGAAAAAUACAUGUACACAUUACUAGGGCUUAAAAUCUUGUGUCGCAUAAUUAUAUUGUAAAGAUAUUCAUCUAGAAUCAUGAAACCAUGUACAGUAACAGGAGUGGGGGGUACGUCCUAUGGACACACAUCUAGACUUCAUUAUCAUUGUCUAAGUCCAUUUAUAGAAUGCAGUAGGUUUUUGUUUUAACAUAGAUGGUGUUUGUAGUCAUAUCUUCUGUUCUGUUUAUUUUACUGAUAUUGUGACUAUAUCGGAAGACAUGUCCCAUUUAGUGACUUAAAUGAGGGUAAUACAAAAUUUUUAACAGGUUAUUGUUUCAUAUGUAGUAAACAAGUAUAUUAAAUAUACCUAUUUUUGGAUAUAUACUGCUUUUGAGGUAGUGAUGAAAGAAGAUGGUAAUCAUAAGCAUUGAUAUGUACUAGUUUGAAGAAAUCUUACAGGUUGCCAGGCUUUUUCAAGUUGAUAUAUACGUCAUAGGCUUAUUACAAAGUUGUUUGUAGAAGAGCUGGAGCAUCCAUUUCAGUUGGUGAUUGUUAGCGACAUGCAUGAUAUUUUCACUAAGCUCAACUUGCUGCAUCUUAAGAUAAUAAUUUCUUCAUUUUAUUCAAACAGAUCUGUUUAAUUUCAAAAAGUGAACACUGGAGGGCUAGAUCUUAAGCAAAUUAUGUACAUUGUACUGAAAUUAAAAGUGGCUAUACUUACACUGAAAAAAGAACAUUUAUGUAUUUGUAUAUUUGGUGGGUAUUCAUUAAAUUUCUUGCAUUAGCCACUCCCAUUAAUUUUCUUGCAGCAGCCACUCAUAGUUUUGUCACAAUGACUUCUUUCCUUGUUUGUUUGUUUUACAUUAUCUAGAUAUUUUUGUGUACAGGCUUAGUGCAUGAUGCAGUAUGAAUUUUCACUACUAGUUUUAUAAACAAAUGACUCUAAUUCAACAUGAGAUUAAUUGUUAAAACAGCUCUGCAUAUACAGUUUUUAUAUUUUCAUACUUUAGAUGGGUAUUCUACAUUUAAAGUUAAUAUCUGAUGAUGAUAAUGAUGAAAUAUUCUAUUGAAAGAUGCACAUGGUAUAUCUUUUAUAUCUAGCAUACCUUUGUAAUACACUUUAAUGAAUUAUUUCUCAUUGUAAUAACUGUGAUAUUAUUUUUAUUAUGUUUUUACUUCCUUAAAUUUUACAUAUUUUAUAUAAAAUUUAUUGGUGUAUAAUUUUUAUGCCCCUCUUCAAAGAAGAGAGUGUAUAUUGCUUUGCUCAUUGUCAGUCUGUUUGUCUGUAGACCAUUUGGUUUUCUAUCAUAAACUAGAGAACGCUUGGUCCCACAAAGAUCAGUCUUCAUAGGAAGUUGGGCUGUGGUCAGUAGAUAACUUCUAAUGUUACAGUGGUCAAUAUGUCAAAAGUCAACGUCACACUGACAGUUUCUGCUCAGUGAAGACUGCAUUGGCCUACAGUCAUCAGACUUCAUAGAAUGAUUGCCAGUGGUCAUUAGUUGACUCUGUUGUUUCAGGGGUUAAAGGUCAGGGUCAGACCUUGAGACUGAAAACGGUUACUGCUGCUCAAUAACUAAAGAAUGCUUUAGUCUAUAUUCAUCAAACUUCAUAGGAUUAUUGACUGUGGUCUAUAGAUAACCCCUAUUGUUUUGGGGAUCAGUAGGUGAAAGGUCAAGGUCACAUUGAGACUGAAACGAUUUCCUCUCAAUAGCUAAUGUGUGCUUUGGCCUACAGCUGUUUUAACUUCAUAAGGUGAUUGGCUGUGGUCAGUAGAUGACCCUAAUUUUUAAUAGGCAUAAGUUCACCAAAAGUCAAGGUCACAGACACCAGGAGACUGAAAAUGGUUUCCGCUCAAUGACUUUAGAACCCUAAAUUUGGCCUAAUGUCUUCAAACUUCAAAGGAUGAUUGCCUAGAGUCAGUAGAUGACCUCUUUUGUUUUUUUAGCUCACCUGUCACAAAGUGACAAGGUGAGCUUUUGUGAUCGCGCGGUGUCCGUCGUCCGUCCGUCCGUCCGUGCGUCCGUCCAUAAACUUUUGCUUGUGACCACUCUAGAGGUCACAUUUUUCAUGGGAUCUUUAUGAAAGUUGGUCAGAAUGUUCAUCUUGAUGAUAUCUAGGUCAAGUUCGAAACAGGGUCACGUGCCGUCAAAAACUAGGUCAGUAGGUCUAAAAAUAGAAAAACCUUGUGACCUCUCUAGAGGCCAUAAUUUUCAAUGGAUCUUCAUGAAAAUUUGUCAGAAUGUUCAUCUUGAUGAUAUCUAGGUCAAGUUCGAAACUGGGUCACGUGCGGUCAAAAACUAGGUCAGUAGGUCUAAAAAUAGAAAAACCUUGUGACCUCUCUAGAGGCCAUAUAUUUCACAAGAUCUUCAUGAAAGUUGGUCAGAACGUUCACCUUGAUGAUAUCUAGGUCAAGUUCGAAACUGGGUCACGUGCCAUCAAAAACUAGGUCAGUAGGUCAAAUAAUAGAAAAACCUUGUGACCUUUCUAAAGGCCAUAUUUUUCAUGGGAUCUGUAUGAAAGUUGGUCUGAAUGUUCAUCUUGAUGAUUUCUAGGUCAAGUUCGAAACUGGGUCACGUGCCAUCAAAAACUAGGUCAGUAGGUCUAAAAAUAGAAAAUCCUUGUGACCUUUCUAGAGGCCAUAUAUUUCACAAGAUCUUCAUGAAAAUUGGUCAGAACGUUCACCUUGAUGAUAUCUAGGUCAAGUUCGAAACUGGGUCACGUUCCAUCAAAAACUAGGUCAGUAGGUCAAAUAAUAGAAAAACCUUGUGACCUCUCUAAAGGCCAUAUUUUUCAUGGGAUCUGUGUGAAAGUUGGUCUGAAUGGUCAUCUUGAUGAUAUCUAGGUCAGGUUCGAAACUGGGUCACGUGCGGUCAAAAACUAGGUCAGUAGGUCUAAAAAUAGAAAAACCUUGUGACCUCUCUAGAGGCCAUAUAUUUCAUGAAAUCUUCAUGAAAAUUUGUCAGAAUGUUCACCUUGAUGAUAUCUAAGUCAAGUUCGAAAGUGGGUCACGUGCCAUCAAAAACUAGGUCAGUAGGUCAAAUAAUAGAGAAACCUUGUGACCUAACUAGAGGCCAUAUUUUCCAUGGGAUCUGUAUGAAAGUUGGUCUGAAUGUUCAUCUUGAUGAUAUCUAGGUCAAAUUUGAAAGUGGGUCACGUGCCGUCAAAAACUAGGUCAGUAGGUCAAAUAAUAGAAAAACCUUGUGACCUUUCUAAAGGCCAUAUUUUUCAAUGGAUCUUCAUGAAAGUUGGUCUGAAUGUUCAUCUUGAUGAUAUCUAGGUCAGAUUCGAAACAGGGUCAUGUGCGGUCAAAAACUAGGUCAGUAGGUCUAAAAAUAGAAAAAACCUUGUGACCUCUCUAGAGGCCAUACUUGUGAAUGGAUAUUCAUAAAAAUUGGUCAGAAUGUUCACCUUGAUGAUAUCUAAGUCAAGUUCGAAAGUGGGUCACGUGCCUUCAAAAAGUAGGUCAGUAGGUCAAAUAAUGAAAAAACGUUGUGACCUCUCUAAAGGCCAUAUUUUUCAUGGGAUCUGUAUGAAAGUUGGUCUGAAUGUUUAUCUUGAUGAUAUCUAGGUCAAGUUUGAAACUGGGUCAACUGCGAUCAAAAACUAGGUCAGUAGGUCUUGAAAUAGAAAAACCUUGUGACCUCUCUAGAGGCCAUACCCUUGAAUGGAUCUUCAUGAAAAUUGGUCAGAAUGUUCACCUUGAUGAUAUCUAGGUCAAGUUUGAAACCGGGUCACGUGCCUUAAAAAACUAGGUCAAUAGGUCAAAUAAUAGAAAAACCUUGUGACCUCUCUAGAGACCAUAUUUUUCAAUGGAUCUUCAUGAAAAUUGGUCAGAAUUUUUAUCUUUAUAAUAUCUAGGUCAAGUUCAAAACUGGGUCACAUGAGCUCAAAAACUAGGUCACUAUGUCAAAUAAUAGAAAAAAUGACGUCAUACUCAAAACUGGAUCAUGUGGGAAGAGGUGAGCGAUUCAAGACCAUCAUGGUCCUCUUGUUUUUUUUUUUUUUUUUUUUUUUGGGGGGGGGGGUCAGUAGAUCAAAGGUAAAAGUCACAUUGACAGUUCCAUCUCAAUGAUUGAAAACAGUUUGGCCUAGUGUUGCUAAACUUCAUAGGAUGGUUGAUGACCCCCUGUUUACAUCGUUGGCAUGGCGGGAGAAAUUCGUUUGAUAAAACUUUUUUUCAAUACACAUAAAAUGUAGCAAAUUUUGUCAAAAUGUAUAAUAAAAUACUGUAAAUGCAGUAAAAAGUCAAUUUUGGAAAAAAAAUCACUCCUUGGGUUUGUUUACAUGACUGACCAAUCAGAACGGGCAAACAUUACCUUAUUCCCAGGUAUACACUUACCUUAUUCCCAGUAAGUUCCCUGUACUUUUUCGAAUUGGUGGUCUCUGACCCAGUAGCUCAAAAGGGCAAGAUCACUGAACGUUGGACAGGCCAUCAUGGGGGCACGCAUGUUUUACAAACGGGUCUAGUUACAUAUACACAAUAAACUGUUUUGUUCAUCUAAA